Molecule: messenger RNA, 348 nt
Organism: Linderina pennispora
Lineage: Eukaryota; Fungi; Kickxellomycota; Kickxellomycetes; Kickxellales; Kickxellaceae
Exons: 4
Coding region: 1-348 (115 amino acids)
Source: RefSeq, a predicted model, not a curated record
AUGUCAUCAUCAGCAGAAAACGGAUACGACGACCUGGUGCUCAAGGCAGGCACCGACAUGGGCACGCUCUUCGACGGCUUCUUUGGCAGCAUCGAAGGCCUGCGUGCCGGCCAGCCCUCAGAUAAGGGCCUCUGGGCGCCGCGCAUUGACCGGCACGAGGACGAAGACCAGGUUGUGCUGCGCGCGCACUUGCCGAAUGUGCCACACAACCAUAUCCGCAUCGACCGGUCAACGCCGGGCCGGCUGAAGAUCUUUGGUGAGUACAAUAGCCAGACGAAGAGGCUGGGCCAGUUCGAGAAGGACGUGCCGCUGCCACCGGCGGCCAACUCAUCACGAUUCCCCAAGUAG